UAAGAUGGUUACAACUAAACCGAUACUUAUUUAUUCAAACAGUGGUGAGACAUAUGAUGCUGAUCGGAAGGAGUGGAUAGUGUCUACUGAUGUUUCAGAUGAAGAUUUUGUCUCAUAUGUUAGUAAAUGGCAUGAGGUUGGUGCUUCACUCAUUGGAGGCUGUUGCAGAACAACUUCAUAUAAUGUCAGAGGCAUAGCUAGAGCUCUCAACAAGGGAUCUACUGUUCAAGCUUUAUCUUACAAGGAGAUGUAGGGAAGGGGGCAGAAAGGAAGACACAAAGGGAAAUGUAAACAUCCUCUCUUAUCCAUAGAAGUGUUUGUAACAGAUAUGUUUGCUUCUGUAUUGCAAGUUAUAACUACCAACUCCUUAUUGAUGGCUCAAGGGUUGGUACCUACAGAUUUCUUCUGCUUUGUUUUUUAGUCUAUGUAAUUAUCCUAUUUAAUCACAUCUUAGUUGUGCCCAGGCAACA
Messenger RNA from Telopea speciosissima, 470 nucleotides. Its product is annotated as homocysteine S-methyltransferase 2-like. Gene Ontology annotation, biological process: S-methylmethionine cycle. The transcript has 3 exons. The coding region runs from base 5 to 253 and encodes 82 amino acids. Lineage: Eukaryota; Viridiplantae; Streptophyta; Magnoliopsida; Proteales; Proteaceae. Gene Ontology annotation, molecular function: S-adenosylmethionine-homocysteine S-methyltransferase activity. The record is from RefSeq and is a predicted model, not a curated record.